AAGAGGCGGGGGCGACCUGCCGAGCACGUGAGCAUUGGCCCCUUCUCCCGGCUCUCGUUUAUCCUUAGGGGUCGGUAGCUGCGGGGACAGCCCGGGGCCAGGUGUAUGGCCACGGAGUUACGGUGUCCGGACUCUAUGCCCUGUCACAACCAGCAAGUAAACUCUGCCUGUAGCCCAAGCCUCGGGCCGCCGCGACCUGGCGACCUGAUCCCAGACCAUGCCGGGGGAAACAGCGCCUCCAUGGCCAAGCUGACUGUCCUCACCGGGCACGCCCAUUCUAGCGUACCCGCCGAGAGGGACCCUCAGGCCUGCGGCGGCGCCAGCCUCAACUCAGAGAGCAACGGUGGCAGUGGCAACUAUGACGCACCAGCCGGCGACUCCUUCCUAGGGGACUCCGAACUCGCCGGGCAGAUCGGGGCACAGCUUAAGCUGCUGCCUAUGAAUGAUCAGAUCCGGGAGCUGCAGACCAUCAUCCGGGACAAGACAGCCAGUAGAGGGGACUUCAUGUUUUCUGCGGAUCGUUUGAUCAGACUUGUUGUGGAAGAGGGAUUGAAUCAGCUGCCAUAUAAAGAAUGCAUGGUGACCACUCCAACAGGGUACAAGUAUGAAGGAGUCAAAUUUGAGAAGGGAAAUUGUGGGGUCAGCAUAAUGAGAAGCGGUGAGGCAAUGGAACAAGGUUUACGAGACUGCUGUCGAUCCAUACGAAUUGGAAAGAUCCUGAUUCAGAGUGAUGAGGAGACACAAAGAGCCAAAGUAUAUUAUGCCAAGUUCCCACCAGACAUUUACAGGAGAAAAGUCCUUCUGAUGUAUCCAAUUCUCAGCACUGGAAAUACUGUAAUUGAAGCUGUAAAGGUUCUUAUAGAACAUGGAGUUCAACCCAGUGUUAUCAUCCUACUCAGUCUGUUUUCCACUCCUCAUGGUGCCAGAUCAAUCAUUCAAGAGUUUCCAGAGAUCACAAUUUUAACUACUGAAGUUCAUCCUGUUGCACCUACACACUUUGGACAGAAAUACUUUGGAACAGACUAAAUUAUUGAAGGAAAAUUAUCUUGUGUAAUGUUACAGUUAUGUUUUGAGUUUCUACCUGUUUUACUAAUUCACUUGAGGAAUGGCAGAGAAAAUUAUGUUAAAGAUGCUUUGUAAUUUUUGGAAAUGGGUAUAGUAAAAAGGAAAUAUUUCAGGUUUAUUUAUUUUAUUUGGUUAUUUCUUGACUGUUGGCACAAAAUUCAACAAUGAAGCACAAUUCUUAGAAAAUAUUUUAAUAAUAUUGUUCUGCAAGUUUCUGAUCCCUCAGUGCAUUAAAACUGUUCCUUAAUUUAUGAACCUCUCAGUUUGGAGGUUGCUUGUGGCCACAAAUAAAACCCAAACAGGAGUCAGUUCUUUGGCCCACUAUAGUUUGCAUUUAGUUCUAGGGAGAUUUCAUGUAUGUGGCUAUUGCCACCUUCCUCUACUCUUUACAUCCCAGUACUGUACAUGCUGGUAACUUGGAGAGGAUAGAAAAAGAAUGCCUCCUGGAAUUUUACAUUUCCAUUAAUAUCCUCACUCAAUUGGCAAACCCAGGAUAUAUGGUUAGUUCUUCAGUCAAGCCAUUAUGUUCUUCAUGACUCAUUUCCUACCCUGUGCAUUGUUGGUAGGUGCCUUGCCAAGUGUAAUGCAGUGAAGAAAAUGGUGGGACAUUUCCAGCAACUGGAACUGUAACGUUAAUUUACAUAGAUAGACAAGGUUGUCUGGAUGUUGACAAGGGAGGGCUAAGUGCUGUUAAUGCCAUCAGAGCCCUAGAAAGGAAUUGGUGGUGGU
Diceros bicornis minor is the source of this 1794-nucleotide messenger RNA. RefSeq names its product uracil phosphoribosyltransferase homolog (gene UPRT). Lineage: Eukaryota; Metazoa; Chordata; Mammalia; Perissodactyla; Rhinocerotidae. Bases 106 to 1026 code for a protein of 306 amino acids. The transcript is spliced from 7 exons. The record is from RefSeq and is a predicted model, not a curated record.